Pseudogymnoascus verrucosus is the source of this 1644-nucleotide messenger RNA. RefSeq lists its product as uncharacterized. The transcript has a single exon. Gene Ontology annotation, molecular function: carbon-sulfur lyase activity. The coding region runs from base 131 to 1387 and encodes 418 amino acids. The record is from RefSeq and is a predicted model, not a curated record. Lineage: Eukaryota; Fungi; Ascomycota; Leotiomycetes; Thelebolales; Thelebolaceae.
AGACGGCAUCAAACACCCCGAAACCGUGUGGGUCGUCUCAUUUUUGCGCCACGCUUUCUGCUAUAUCUGCAUUCUUUCCUCAAGAUUUCAGUAUUUUUGCCGCUAGAGGACUUCUCAUACGGCUUUUCCGAUGUCUCUGUCAAAUGAUUGUCCGCCAGAGCUCCCGCAGCAAGCUCAAGAGCCAGUCAGGUUAUUUAAGGAGAUUGAUGAGCCGCUUUUCGAUUUAGAGGGGCCCAUUUCUAUCUCCUGUCAUUGUAACAGGAUCAACGGCCUCAUUAAAGUUCUUCCUCUUCGUGCAUUUGGCAAUGGUGCCAGUAUUGAGAUCGAUAUAAAUCACGAUUAUAAGACAAGAAAAUACUCGGGCCAGUUGGCCGUAUCAUACUUUCCAUCGAUUCAGCCGGAGCCUUCCAUAUUAGAAAAGACGGUAUGUUUCCGUCUAGGCGACCUUGACCAACAGAAUGCCACUACCAUCUACUUUUGCCCCACCUGUGGGUGUCACCUUUUCAAGGAGGAGUGGGAAACGGUAGCUGAAAAAACCGGACCUACUUGGGCAGUGGCAACUGGAGUUGCGGAGAAGAUGCCAGAAAAACUAGCUACUUUCACAAUUGGCCGGCAUAUAAAUGUCGACCAGACGGGAGAUGAAGGGUUAUCAGUUUGGAUGAAGGCCCGAAAUGAUGGUAGCAUCAUCCAGACAGAUAUUCCACUGCAGGAUAAGGAGAGUCUCCUGGCGAAAGGGCACACUCUGCUGUCGUCUACGCCCAUUGCCAAUCCUUCAAGUUCUGGGGACACCGAUGGCGACACACUGGACGCGUCUUGCUUUUGCGGCACUGUCAAAUUCCAUGUCACAAGGCCUAAUCAUGAAAGCACGCUGCCAAAAUCACAAUUUCCUGAUUUGAUGAUCCCAUAUUGCAUCAAAGCCGAGGAAACCCCCAACCCCGGGGACAAGAAAUGGUGGAUCCGGGGGGAUCGCUAUCUUGCAGGGACUUGUACGUGCAAUUCCUGCCGUACAUGCUCGGGCUUCGAUAUACAAUCGUGGAGUUUCAUCCCCCGUGCCAAUAUAUUCAUGCAUCACUCCGACAAGGUCGUGGGCCUCGAUUUCAUGAAUCUGCCAGAGGGUAUCCUACGCAGCUACAACAGCUCGCCUGGUGUUACCCGAGAGUUCUGUCCUGGAUGUGGAGCGACUAUAUUCUGGCACAACACUGACCGGUCGGAGCUGAUUGAUGUUAGUGUUGGGCUGUUUAACGCACAGGGGGCAAGAGCAGAAGGUUGGUUGGACUGGUGGAAGGAAAGAGUUAGUUUUGAAGAGGACCGUUUCGAUGGAUUGAUAUGGGAUCCGGUGACGUGCUUGGUGACGGGACUUAAAGGGUCUAUUGGAGCGGGUGUGUAGCAUGGCGACUAUUUAGGAGGUUAUGGAUAGUGCCAUGCUCUGAGAGACUGUAGAUACUGGCAAGCGUCAAAAUGCCGUAGACCCCAGCAUGCGCUCAAGUGAGUGUGGAUACUUGCAUGUGUUUUGAAUCUGGGGAUGCAAGCAUUUAUAGGACCAUGAAUAGUGGCGCGCGUCGUGCAAUGCGUUGGGAGAUGGUAUGUUCGGCGGCACUGAGCAUCAUUAUCCCACUCCGGACAACAAAUGAUACAUUAUCCUCG